AUGAUGAAUUCAAUCCUUGGUGAUUUCCUCGACAAGUUUGCCCUGGUUUACCUGACGACAUCCUUAUCUUCAGCCGUACCAAAGAAGACCAUCUCAAGCAUGUUCGGUGAGUUCAACAAGACUGAAUUGGAGUUUGUCGGCUUCCAAGUGAGUGCUCAAGGUAUCCUGGCUAUCCAAGUCCAAGGUCAAGGCGAUCUAAGAGUGGCCCAUUCCCACCAAUGUUCAAGAGGUGCGGCAGUUUAUCGGUUUGGCGUCUCAUUAUAG
Molecule: messenger RNA, 264 nt
Organism: Lichtheimia ornata
Lineage: Eukaryota; Fungi; Mucoromycota; Mucoromycetes; Mucorales; Lichtheimiaceae
Exons: 2
Coding region: 1-264 (87 amino acids)
Source: RefSeq, a predicted model, not a curated record